Thunnus maccoyii (southern bluefin tuna) is the source of this 1143-nucleotide messenger RNA. RefSeq names its product glutamine synthetase-like. Gene Ontology annotation, molecular function: glutamine synthetase activity. The transcript is spliced from 6 exons. The record is from RefSeq and is a predicted model, not a curated record. The coding region runs from base 19 to 1143 and encodes 374 amino acids. NCBI's taxonomy places the organism in Eukaryota, Metazoa, Chordata, Actinopteri, Scombriformes, Scombridae. Gene Ontology annotation, cellular component: cytoplasm.
AUUCUGGAGAAAAUCAUCAUGUCUGUCCUUUCUGAAAGCCUCUGUCUUCACAAGACAGUCAAGAAGCACUAUCUGUCUCUUGCCAAAGAUGCAGAGUGCCUGGUGACGUACGUUUGGAUUGAUAAAACUGGAGAAAGUGUACUAUCGAAAACCAAGACUCUGAACAAAGAACCGGCUGGAAUCAAAGAUAUCCCAGAGUGGAGUGCUGGCUGGAUGAUAGAUGGGUAUUCAAUCGAAGUCACUUUGGUCCCGGUCAGAAUGUUUCGAGAUCCUUUCACUCUUGACCCUAAUAAACUGGUUCUCUGUGAAGUAUUUGACAGUAGCUAUGAGCCCAUAGGAAGUAAUCAGCAUUCAAAGUGUGCUCAAGUCAUGGAGGAAGUGAAAGAAUUUCAGCCCUGGUUCGGGAUGGAGCAGGAGUACACACUCUUUGGUUUGGAUGGAAAUCCCCUUGGCUGGCCUCCUCAGGGAUACCCAUUUACAAGAGGGUCUUGUGCUGUGGGCAUAAACAAAGUGUAUGGAAGAGACAUUAGUAUCUGUCACUAUAAAGCCUGUCUGUAUGCAGGUGUAAAGAUCUGUGGCACAAAUGCAGAGUCAUUACCCUCCCAGUGGGAGUUUCAGGUUGGCCCGUGUGAGGGGAUUGAAAUGGGGGAUCAUCUGUGGAUGGCCCGUUACAUUCUGCACCAUGUGUGUGAAGACUUUGGGGUUGUUGCCUCCUUGGAUGCUAAACCCAUCAAGGAUCAAAAUGGCACAUCAGGCUGUCACACCAACUUCAGCACCAAGAAGAUGAGGAGCGAAGGGGGACUUCAGUUCAUUAAAGAAGCUAUCAGAAGGCUGGGAAAGCGUCAUUUUCAGCACCUCCGUGUUUAUGAUCCACAUGGUGGCGCUGACAACAUGAGUCGCCUCACCAGUUCUCAAGGCUCAACCUCCAGUUUCAAUGACUUCUCUACAGCCACAGCCUGUCGUAACGUUAGUGUUCGCAUCCCUGGCCAUGUCAGCCAGAAUGGCCACGGGUACUUUGAGGACAGACGUCCUGCUGCCAACUGUGACCCGUACAUGGUGACGAGGGCCUUGGUUGAAACCUGUCUGCUGGGAAGCACUGGAGAGGAUGAUGAUGAUGAUGAUGAGAAGAUAAUGGCACCCUGA